Molecule: messenger RNA, 3353 nt
Organism: Panthera uncia (snow leopard)
Lineage: Eukaryota; Metazoa; Chordata; Mammalia; Carnivora; Felidae
Gene: ARSH
Product: arylsulfatase family member H
Exons: 10
Coding region: 1-1770 (589 amino acids)
Molecular function (GO): arylsulfatase activity
Source: RefSeq, a predicted model, not a curated record
AUGAUGUGGCCAUUCCGUAAGUGGACCUGCUGGCUGUCCGUUCACCUCUGGUGCCUGUUUGGGGGCCUGAGCUCAGCGCUGGUGACGAGGAAUUCGAGGCCCAAUAUUGUGCUCCUGAUGGCGGAUGACCUUGGGGUGGGAGAUGUCUGUUGCUACGGCAAUAACACAGUGAGCACACCGAAUAUCGACCGCCUGGCGAGUGAGGGCGUGCGGCUCACCCAGCACCUGGCGGCUGCGUCCGUGUGCACCCCGAGUAGGACUGCCUUCCUGACCGGCCGGUACCCCGUCAGAUCAGGGAUGGCGUCUCCCUUCAACCUGAACCGCGUCCUUACCUGGCUUGGAGGCUCGGGCGGUCUGCCCACCAACGAAACCACGUUCGCCAAGCUGCUACAACAUCGGGGCUAUCGCACGGGACUCAUAGGCAAAUGGCACCAGGGCCUGAGCUGCGCCUCUCGGAACGACCACUGUUACCACCCGCUCAACCACGGCUUCGACUACUUCUACGGGCUGCCCUUUGGGUUGCUCAGUGACUGCCAGGCGUCCAGGACCCCCGAGCUGCACCGCUGGCUGCGUAUAAAGCUGUGGAUGUCCACGGCGGUCCUCGGCCUCGUGCCCGUCCUGCUGCUCGUCCCCAAAUACGCCCGCUGGUUCCCCGUGCCCUGGAAGGUCCUCCUGGCCCUGGGCCUGCUGGCCUUCCUCUUCUUCCUGGCCUGGUACUCCAGCUACGGGUUCACGAGACGGUGGAACUGUAUCCUGAUGAGAAAUCAUGACAUCGUCCAGCAGCCCUUGCGCGAGGAGCGGGUAACCUCCCUCCUGCUCAAGGAGGCCCUCGCCUUUAUCGACAGGUAUAAACGCGGCCCCUUCCUCCUCUUCGUGUCCUUUCUGCACGUGCACACCCCACUGAUCACCAAAGAGAAGUUUGUGGGGCACAGUAAAUACGGGCUCUAUGGAGACAACGUCGAAGAAAUGGACUGGAUGGUGGGUAGGAUCCUGGAGGCCCUGGACCGGGAGCGCCUGUCCAAUCACACGCUGGUGUACUUCACGUCGGACAACGGGGGUCGCCUGGAGGUGCAGGAAGGCGGGGCCCAGCUGGGCGGCUCCAACGGUGUCUACAAAGGUGGCAAAGGAAUGGGCGGAUGGGAGGGGGGCAUUCGUGUCCCAGGAAUAUUCCGGUGGCCGACGGUCCUGGAGGCUGGGAAAGUGAUUGACGAACCAACAAGCCUAAUGGACAUUUAUCCGACACUGUCUUAUGUAGGUGGAGGGAUAUUGCCCCAGGACAGAGUGAUUGAUGGCCGGAAUCUAAUGCCCUUGCUGGAAGGCAGGGUAUCCCACUCGGACCAUGAGUUCCUCUUCCACUACUGUGGGGUCUACCUGCACACAGCCAGGUGGCAUCAGAAGGACUGUGCAACGGUGUGGAAGGUCCAUUACGUGACUCCCAAAUUCUCCCCGGACGGAGCUGAUGCCUGCUAUGGAAGUGGAAUAUGUUCAUGUUCUGGAGAUGUCACCUACCAUGAUCCUCCACUGCUCUUUGACAUCUCAAGAGACCCUUCUGAGGCCCGGCCUCUUAGCCCUGACAAUGAAGCCUUAUUUGGCUCAGUGGUCAAGAAAAUCGAGGCGGCCAUAAAAGAGCAUCGCCGGACUCUCACACCUGUCCCACAGCAGUUCUCUGUGUUCAACACCAUUUGGAAACCGUGGCUGCAGCCCUGCUGUGGGACUUUCCCUUUUUGUGGGUGUGACAAAGAAGAUGACAUCCUCUCUACGGCUUGGUGAGCAGCAAGGGGCCACUUGUUACCAACCACCAACACACUGUUACAGACUUCAUGGAAGCAGCUCUCAGAUGAUUCCUCCCUUCCUUGUGGGAUGAAUAAUUAUGCCCUCCGCCAUUUUUUUUAACCCUCAGACUUCAGUUCUUUCUUCAAGUCACAUCCGGGAGCUCGACGCAGCGAAAAUGGAUCUGGACACCAGCGUCCCCGGAGUAGAGAACUUGUGUCAUAUCUUUAUAUAAUUGUGUCAUUGUUCAAGCAAAAAGGUAGAGCUAGGAAACCUUCUGCAGAUUCUUAUGGAUCCAUGGCGCUUAGGAGAUGGUGAGAAAUGGUAGGACGGAUGGCAUCCUUUUUACGUAGUUGUGGUAGAAACUUCUACUUGGGGAUCUUAAGUCCAGAUGACUUAUUUUUGCAAUCAGUCAUUUCGUUUCAGCCUGAAGCAGAUGGUGUUCAUGAUAGUGGAAGUGGUCCCACACUACUUUUCAAUUCUUGACUUCCGGUCUUUUCUUCUUCUCUUCCCGCUUACAAAAUAAAUGCCCGCCUACAGGUGUUGGUUCUGAUUCCUGGCAACUUUUGAUUACAGAGGAUGUGUUGUGUCUUGGUGUGUUCCUGUGUGAAUUGGGGGGAAACCAGUGUCUAUCGCAUGGAGUGGCUGUGAACAUCGCAUGCAUUAAUUCACCCGAAAUCACCUUCUGUACAGUGAGCACUAAAUCGGUGUUAUUGUUAUGAAUGUUGUAAUUGUUGUCAACUGCAAUUCAUCAUGUUCCCUAAAGUACAGAAUAGGAAGAGGAGAGAAGAGGCCAUAUCUAAAAUAGAAAAAAAAAUGGAUGGAAAAGUUUUUAAUUGAUGAAAGGUAUUCAGGCAUCACAUGCAGAGAACAAUUCUAAACAGGAUAAACAAAAAUAAAUUCACACCUUGAAGAAUCAUGAGAAAACUGCAGAUUACAAAGGACCAAGAAAAGAUCUGUAAAUCAAUCAGAUUUCCUGUAAAAUACAAAGUAUUCAAACAAAACUAGAUUUGCUAAUGGCCCCAAGGGAAGCUAUAAGAGAACAGAAUAAUCUCCUCAAACUAUUGUUUGAAAAUGAUGCUGAAAGUUUUAAAACACCAACAGCCAAUAUUUUGGAUUUUUUUUAUCCCUUUAUUUAACUCGGUUUUCCUGUAUUUUGAAGCUCUCUGGUACUAGAAGCCUUUAAAAACAAUUGUUUUCCUGAUUAAUCAAAUCUUUGAUCAAUAGGCAAAUUACCUCGUCACAUCUGGUAAUGCUCUGUAUCUUGAAGUCCAGUUAAGCUGAAAUAAACAUAGCUUUAAUGUUAAAACUUAAUUACAUUAAAAAUUGUUUAGUAUUUAAGUGAUGUAUUUUUCCUCAUCAGUUUAACCAAUGUGUGGCUUUAUAUUUAAAGUGCUUCUCGGGGCGCCUGGGUGCCUCAGUCAGUUAGGUGUCUUACUUCAGCUCAGGUCAUGAUCUCACGGUGUGUGAGUUUGAGCACCAUGUCGGGCUCUGUGCUGACAGCUCGGAGCCCGGAGCCUGCUUCAGAUUCUGUGUCUCCCUCUCUCUCUGCCCCUCCCCUGCUCAUGCUCUCUCUCUCUCUC